Messenger RNA from Punctularia strigosozonata HHB-11173 SS5, 1497 nucleotides. RefSeq names its product DnaJ-domain-containing protein. Gene Ontology annotation, cellular component: endoplasmic reticulum membrane. Gene Ontology annotation, biological process: cellular response to misfolded protein. The coding region runs from base 84 to 1403 and encodes 439 amino acids. Gene Ontology annotation, molecular function: Hsp70 protein binding. The record is from RefSeq and is a predicted model, not a curated record. Lineage: Eukaryota; Fungi; Basidiomycota; Agaricomycetes; Corticiales; Punctulariaceae. The transcript is spliced from 5 exons.
GACAUAUCUCAGCCACUUGCCUUGUUAGAGACUGGUCUCUCGAGUUCUUGGUUACUCCAUCUUACUGCUUAGGGACGCGCCCGAUGGAGAGCAACCGCGAUGAGGCCUUGCGAUGCCUGGCUAUCGCGCAGAAGCACCGCGAUGCCGGCAACUACCCCUCAGCACGCAAAUUCGCUCAGAAGUCUAUCAGCUUGUACUCGACACCGGAAGCCAAUAAGCUACUGCAAGUCAUCGAAUCUGAAGCAUCGCAAGCAUCCUCAAACGGUGGCCCAAGCGCUUCCACUUCAUCUGCGGAAACGCACCCAUCAGGCUCCGGCAUGAAACACCGACACACAGACUCGAACGCUCAGGCGAACGGCUAUGCGAGUGGCAGCAGCGCCGAGAAACCGAAGGCGAGGGAGUACACGACGGAGCACAUGGCAGUGGUCAAGCGCGUGCGCGCGUGCAAGGUGACGGAGUACUACGAGAUCCUGUCUCUCAAGCGCGACUGCGAGGAGAACGACGUGAAGAAGGCAUACCGGAAGCUUGCGCUUCAAUUACACCCGGACAAGAACGGCGCGCCUGGCGCAGACGAAGCGUUUAAAAUGGUGUCCAAGGCGUUCCAAGUGCUCUCAGACCCGCAAAAACGUGCUGCGUACGAUCGGCACGGCUCCGACCCGGAAUCGCGCUUCGGCGGCAUGUCGUCGUCUGGUCGCGGCAGUCCGUCUGGGUUCGCGACUACCUCGUUCCAGGGCAGUCCAUUUGGCGAAGAGCUUAGCCCGGAAGACCUGUUCAACAUGUUUUUCGGCGGCGGCGGCGGCAUGGGCGGGCCCUUUGGCGGUGGUGGGCCAGUCUUCACCGCAACGUUCGGACCCGGGGGUUUCCGCACGACCCGCAUGGGCGGCGCCGCUCCCCGCGCACAAGCGGGCGCCAACGCGGGCUCGUCCUCCGCCUGGCUGCAGCUCCUCCCGCUCCUCGUCCUCUUCGCCUUCUCCCUCCUCAACGCGCUCCCCUCUCUCCUCUCGCCCACCCCCGUCCCGGACCCCGACUUCUCCUUCCGGCCCGACGCCCACUUCGACACCACGCGCGAGACGUCCGGCCUCGGCGUGCAAUACCACGUCAACGGCGCCGAGUUCCGCGCGCACCCGCACAUCGGCGCCGAGUUUGCGCGGCUCACCACGGAGGCGCAGGAGACGCGAAAAGGAGGCGGCCCGGCGAUCCGCAAGUUCGAGGGCGUCGUCGAGCAGGCGUACAAACAGAACCUGUACGCCGAAUGCCAGCGCGAGACGCAGAAGAAGCAGCGGCGGAAAGAUCAGGAGAUAGGGUUCAUGGGCAUCGGCACCGACUGGGAGAAGGUGCGCGCAAUAGAGCGCGAGCCGAUUGCGGCGUGCGAGGUGUUGCGGCAGAUAGGCGUCUUGCGAUGAUGAUCUCCACGACCUUAGACACGUUCCGCGCACCAUAUGCUCUACGGCUUUCAUGUAUUCUAACAUCAGUAAUGGGUCAUAUACAUAUGCUAUC